Molecule: messenger RNA, 3985 nt
Organism: Rhododendron vialii
Lineage: Eukaryota; Viridiplantae; Streptophyta; Magnoliopsida; Ericales; Ericaceae
Product: nuclear matrix constituent protein 1-like
Exons: 8
Coding region: 300-3674 (1124 amino acids)
Biological process (GO): nucleus organization
Cellular component (GO): nucleus
Source: RefSeq, a predicted model, not a curated record
CGAUCAGCGCAUAGACCGAAAGGCAAGUAUUCGAAAAAGCGAAGUGAGAGAAAGUAGAGAGAGAGAGAGAGAGAGAGUGGUUUCGAGACGUUAACGGAUUUCACCGCUGCAAUUGGCCGGAAUUUAGGAACCCUGUUCACGUCCGGCUGCGAUUUCUCGUUCCUUCUCAACUAACUCGCUUGAAAAAAAUUAGGGGUUUUUUCUUUACCGGGUCCGAAUUGUGCCCUAGAGUUUGAAUUCGUUUCAGUUCGCCCCGUGGAUCUCCGCGAUCUGUGAUUUAGGGUUUUUGAUUCCGCGCCAUGUUUACGCCGCAGAGGAAAAUUUGGUCCGGCUGGCCGCUCUCGCCGGCCCAGAAGAAUGACGUUUCGGGUUCCGGUCCGGACCCUAAGGGCAAAAGCGUGGCCUUUCUUGACUCCACGCCGCCGCCUCCGGUGGGGUUUCUGGGCCAAAACGGUGGGACGGAGGAGUCGCCGGCCCCGGUGGUUGACAAGAUUUCAAAGCUUGAAAACGAGCUUUUUGACUACCAGUACAAUAUGGGCAUGCUUUUGAUUGAGAAAAAAGAAUGGACUACAAAGUAUGAAGAGAUGAAGCAAGCUCUACAAGAUGCAACAGACACACUUAAACGAGAACAAGCGGCACAUUUGAUUGCACUAACUGAGGUUGAGAAGCGAGAAGAGAGUUUGAGGAAGGCUUUGGGUGUAGAGAAGCAAUGUGCCCUUGAUCUAGAGAAGUCUUUGAGGGCAAUGCAUUCACAAUAUGCAGAAAUCAAGUUUACAGCUGAUUCAAAGUUGGCUGAAGCUAAUGCACUCAUGGCUUCUAUUGAAGAGAAAUCUUUGGAGGUGGAAGCCAAAGUGCAUGCUGCUGAUGCCAAGCUUGCUGAGGUGAGCAGAAAGAGUUCAGAGCUUGAGAGAAAAUCACAUGAGGUGGAGGCUAGAGAAAAUACAAUUCGAAGGGAACGUCUAUCUUUUAAUGCAGAGCGCGAGGCUCGUGAAAGUUCUUUAGUUAAACAGAGAGAAGACUUGCGUGAUUGGGAAAAGAAAUUAAAAGAGGGAGAAGAGAGGCUUGAUGAAGUUCGAAGGCUGCUCAACCAAAGAGAGGAGAGGGCAAAUGAAACGGACAUGAUCUUUAAGCAGAAACAGAAUGACUUUGAACAGGCACAGAAGAGUAUUGAUGAAGCUAAUUCCACUUUGAAAAGUAAAGAAGAGGAGAUAAGCCAGAGGCUUGAUAACCUAGCUGUUAAAGAGAAGGCGACCAAUGCCAUGCGAAAUAGCUUAGAGGUAAAAGAGAAGGAAUUAGUUGCGUUGGAGGAAAAGCUUGACGCAAGGGAAAGAGUUGAGAUUCAGAAACUUCUUGAUGAACACAAGUCUGUCCUUGAUUCAAAGAAACGCGAAUUUGAAAUGGAAAUGGAACAGAAGAGGACAGCUUUUGACGAGGACUUGAAAAGCAGGGCAGUUGAAGUGGAGAAGAAAGAAGCUGAAGUGAACCACCUAGAAGAGAAGGUUGCAAAACGCGAACAGGCAUAUGAAAAGAGACUGGAUAAAUUCAAGGAGAAAGAAAAGGAUUUCGAAUCAAGGUCAAAAGCUCUGAAGGAAAGGGAGAAGACCAUCAAAAUCGAUGAGAAAAAGUUGGAGAAAGAAAGGAAAGAGAUGCUUGUUGAUAGGGAGAACAUGCUUAAUCUCAAGGCAGAGCUUGAGAAGGUAAGGGCUGAGAUUGAAGAACAACAAUCGAAGCUCAAGGAAGAGAGGGAACGCCUUCAAGUAACUGAAGAAGAGAGGUCAGAACAUUUGCACCUUCAGUCGGAACUAAAGCUGGAGAUAGAUAAGUGUAGACAGCAAAGGGAGCUGCUUUUGAAGGAAGGUGAGGAAUUGAAGCAGGAAAGAGAGAAGUUUGAGAAAGAGUGGGAAGAGCUGGAUGAAAAAAGAUCUAGGAUUAAUAAGGAGCUAGAGGAGGUGAUUGAACAAAAGGAAAAUAUAGAAAAGACGAAAAGAUUAGAAGAGGAGAGGUUAGAGAAUGAGAAGUGGGCUACACAGGACUAUGUUCAGAGGGAAUUGGAAGCUCUCAAACUGGCUAAAGACUCGUUUGCGGCUAGCAUGGAGCAUGAGAAAGCAAUGAUGGAUGAGAAAAUCCAAAUUGAGAAAGCCCAAAUGCUUAAUGAUUUUGAGCUGCAAAAAAGAGAACUCGAGACUGAAAUGCGGAAGAGGCAGGAGGAGCUGGAGAACAGUCUGGCUGAAAGGGAGAAGUCGUUUGUUGAUGAAAGAGAGAGGGAAAUGAACAAUAUUAAUUACUUGAGGGAAGUCGCCCAAAGGGAGAUGGAAGAAAUGAAAGUAGAAAGACUGAGGAUCGAAAAGGAGAAAGAGGAAACUGCUGCAAACCAGAAGCAUCUCGUAGGGCAGCAGCUUGAAAUGCGAAAAGACAUUGACGACCUUGUUCAUCUUAGCAGGAAGUUGAAGGACCAGAGGGAACAAUUCUUCCGUGAAAGAGAACGAUUCAUUGAAUUUGUUGAGAGACACAAGGAUUGCCAAACCUGUGGGGAGAUUACUCGUGAGUUUGUAGCUUCUGAUCUUCAUCAAUCUUUACCUAUAAUAGACAAUGUGGAGCCACUUUCUUUGCCCAGACUAAGUGAUGGUUAUUUGAAGGACGGUAUUGCAGUUACUUCUCAUCAGAGGCUAAACAAUGAGAUGUCCCCUGGUUCUGGUUCUGGAACCAUGUCCUGGCUUCGGAAAUGCACCACGAAGAUAUUUAGUUUCUCUCCAGGCAAAAAGGGUGAAGUCAAUGGUUCUCUAAAUCUGAUAGAAUCACCUACUGAUAUUAGUUUGAGGGAACAGCCAAUACGGUUAUUGAGCAAUGAAAAUGAACCAGAAUCCUUUGGGAUUGCAACCAACUCUUUGGAUGGUCAGGGGGUUCAAUCUGGUGAUGAUCAGAGCAACAUCAACAGUAAUGCACAAGAAAUUGUGGAAAAUUCACAGCACUCUGAUCUCAAAGAGGGAAAGCGUAAACCGGGUAGGCGAGGUAGGCUUAGGGUGAAGGAGGUUGUUGAAGAAGCCAAGUCAGUACUUGGGGAUGCCUUAGAUCAGAAUGGUAGUGCUGAGAAUUCUGCAUUUUUGAACGAGGAAGGAAAACCUGGAAAUAGGCGGAAGCGGAAUCGUGCUCAUAGCUCUCAAAACACGGCAAGUGAGCAGGAUUACAGUGAAGGACAUUCUGGUAGUGUCACUGCAGGCGGUGGUCGCAAGAGGAGACAAAAGGUUGCUCAAGUGGUACAAAAUCCUGGUGAAGUACGAUACAAUCUCCGGCGGCCCAGAAUUCCGGUGGCAGUGGCAACCAAUGGAGCGUUAUCUGACCUGAGCAAAGGAAAGGAAAGAGAUGGUGAUGAUGGCGGAGGUGCAGGGGAUGAAGUUUCCAAUUCAAAAGCUGUGGUUGCAACUUCGACAGAGGUUGCUAGUGUAAAUGGUGGAAGUGCACACCUCUUGCAGUUUGAAACCACAGCAGGUGCUGAGGAUGGCAUAGUUGAUAAUAUGGUACUGAGUGAAGAAGAGGUGAAUGGGACUCCGGAACGUACGCCGGUAGAAUCCAAUGGCAUGGACAACGAUGACGAUGAGGAGGAGGACGAUGAAGAGUUUGAGCAUCCUGGUGAAGUCUCGAUCGGAAAGAGGCUUUUGAAAUUUCUCACGACAUGAUUUUAUAAACCCCAUCGCGCCUUGGCCCUGAGCUGCAUUUUAUUCUUCAGAUACUGGUAGGGAUCCUUGAUUUGUAGCUGUGUGUAUUAAUCAGAAAACGUAGUUAUAACCACGGUGAUCCAAUUCAAGGGAAUUGGAUCUUGUGCCCCCCUUUUUUUGUUGGAUUUAUUUUUCGUUAGGGUACGGUGGCUGUUUAUUGUUUCACAACAGUCCUAGAGAAUUCAGAUUGGCUUUUCAGUCGCAACUUGUUGUAUCAAAUGGUUGUACUGUUCUUCGUAUUAGGAUGAUUGUUUGCAGUCCGUCAAACUCAA